AUGGUGGGGUUCGCGGGGAAGAGGAAGGAACUGGAGCAGGUGGUGGAUGGCCUCUCCGACUUCUCCCUCUCCGGCCCCGCUGCCAAGAGCCGCAGAUUGGACCCCGGCCUCCCACCAAUUAUGGAAGAAGAACCACCUGCUCCUUCCAUGUCAUUCCAGAUGCUGGGAGAGAAAAUCAAUAGUGGUGUUGACAUACCCAGUGUGGAAGACAUGAUGGAAGGUCUAACAACACAUCAUGUGCCUAGUGAGGACUUGGCACUUGUUUUAUACAAACCAGUAGAUAACCCCGUACCAUUUGGUCCUGGCAUCUCAAGCUCUUCAUUCAUAGUGAGUUCAGACUUGAUACGUGGUCUAAAGAACCAUGCUUUCAAUCAAGCGAACUAUCAUGAGAUGGAGGGUGAAUCUCCUGAGCGUAGGAACAGCUUGGCUUUAGUUCCUUGGAUACCACCACAAGUGUCUAUUAGAUCUGACUGGGUUGCUGCUGAGCCAGAGAGCACACAGAUUUUUGAAGUACCUAUGGAGGCUGAUGAGACUGAAGUAACUUCUAUGGAUGUCGAGGAAACACCCGAAGCAGUUUCCGGCGGAUUCAAUGGUGAGAACCUUGGCCAGUGGCAACAUUGUAUGACCCCAUCGUCGUUACCAAAUCCAGCAGCCCAUGUUAUGUGGUCAAGGUAA
Molecule: messenger RNA, 675 nt
Organism: Miscanthus lutarioriparius
Lineage: Eukaryota; Viridiplantae; Streptophyta; Magnoliopsida; Poales; Poaceae
Source: the annotation of a GenBank genome assembly